CGAACAUCAUCCCACUACCAUCACCAACAAAGCUUCAAUAUGGCCGACAAGGAUCCCUCACCCGCCGAAGAGGCAGCUGCCCGCGCCAAGGAGAACGAAGAGCAGGCAGCCCUCCCCUACAAAUGGUCCCAGCAGAUUCACAUGCUCGAAGUCACCUUUACUGUUCCCGGCAACAUGAAGGCACGCGACUUGGCGAUUGAAUUCAAGCGCAACUUCAUCUCUGCUGGUCUCAAGGGCCACGAACCCGUCAUCAAGGGCGAGACACCCCACGACAUCAACGUGUCGGAAUCAACCUGGUUCCUGACCGCGAACCCGGACAACACCAAGACGGUCGAGAUCCACCUCGACAAGUUGAACAAGAUGGAGUGGUGGGCACAUGUGGUCAAGGAUGCGCCGACUAUCGACGUCUCCAAGAUUCAACCGGAGAACUCGAAACUGGGCGAUCUGGAUGGCGAGACGAGGGGCAUGGUCGAGAAGAUGAUGUUUGAUCAGCGACAAAAGGAGCAGGGUUUGCCUACAAGUGACGAGCAGAAGAAGGCGGACAUUCUGAAGAAGUUCCAGGCGCAGCAUCCAGAGAUGGAUUUCAGCAACGCCAAGAUCCAAUAAUACAAUCCACAGCAGAGCCAGGGAACAAAUAAACUUUGAUGGUUGCUCAUUGUCAAAUUGCCGCAUUACUUCGUUGUCUACAAGUGGACAAGCUCAUCUCGACUCGAGAACCCCGGCUGCCCUUUCGAGCAAGGCGUUGAACUCCUUGAUCUGAGAGAGCAUGCCUCCUCCUGCACUCGACGUACAGGCCUGGUCUGCGACCUGCGCGAUGACCAGCUCCAGAUUUGCUAGCUCGGCCUCCCUCUUUGCUUUAGUCGGUAGCUCCGGUGCCAUUUCGCCUGCAGCGACUGCAGCGUCGAUAUCUCGCAUUGUGCUGGAGGUAUGGAGUAGGUACUAUUGCGAUCAGUAGAGCUCGGCAGUCCAAGCAAAUGUAUCACUCACCGUAGCCUCCUUCGAGUCGUCUU
Molecule: messenger RNA, 1010 nt
Organism: Emericellopsis atlantica
Lineage: Eukaryota; Fungi; Ascomycota; Sordariomycetes; Hypocreales; Bionectriaceae
Product: HSP20-like chaperone
Exons: 2
Coding region: 40-606 (188 amino acids)
Biological process (GO): protein folding
Cellular component (GO): cytoplasm
Source: RefSeq, a predicted model, not a curated record